Perca fluviatilis (European perch) is the source of this 10116-nucleotide messenger RNA. Its product is annotated as lipoxygenase homology domain-containing protein 1-like. The transcript has 42 exons. Lineage: Eukaryota; Metazoa; Chordata; Actinopteri; Perciformes; Percidae. Bases 3136 to 9771 code for a protein of 2211 amino acids. The record is from RefSeq and is a predicted model, not a curated record. Gene Ontology annotation, molecular function: protein binding.
UUGACAUUGUAGAGCUGACAGAGAAGCCACACAUGUUGUAUGUCAGGUAAGUCUCAGUUACAUGACGUAUGUAUUUUCCUGUUGGAGUGUCCCAACUGGUCAAAUGUUGAAUACAGGUUUCCUCUAGUUCACGAGCAGGAGCACCCCGGGGAAUCCCUCUGUGAUUGUUCUUGGGUGAAAGCUCAGUUAUGUUCUACAUGAAUGGAGCCAAACAGAAGCUCAGGGGCAGACAGGUGCUGGGUGCCGUCCCAGACUAUGGGGCUGAGAGAACCACCGGGGCCAGAGGCAGGGCCGGGAGCCAGAGGAGCUUUCUUAAGCAUAUCAGAGGUUUUAAAAUGGGGGAACCAGAUCUCGCAGGAGGCUGCAACAUAUUUUUUUUUGUUUGGUUAGGGGAAAGGGGACUGCAGGGUGAUUUAUGAGCUAGGUAAAAAAACAAGAUGCAACAACCUGAACAAUGAAAAUGCUGACAACUACUCUGUCAAUGUAACCAUAUUAUAUUGAACAGAAUAACCAUAGCUGGUAGAUACGGUAAAUUCUUUUUACUAAAGCUACUUUAAUGUAAUCUUGCUUCUGAGCUACUCAGUUGUGUGGGAGAUGAGUUACAUUAUCAUGCAAUGAAAACCAUGAAUUAGUUUAUAUCAUCAUUUGAAAAAUUUGAGCUCAAACGUCUACUUGCUACCGUUUCCUGAUCUUUCAAACAUUUUGCAGUUGAAAGACCCUGCAAAAGCCAGUCAGCUUAGACUACUCGGUUGCACUGUUACUGCUCUGCAUGCUCAAAUCAUGACGAUAAACAACUCUGUCUCCAAGAAAUUACGUUAUGCAUUUAUGCAAUAGCAAUUUUUUUGUUGAGAGAAACAUAAUGCCACCUGAAUUGUUUUUUUUAAACAACAUAAUGUGGAAUUAAACGGAUCUGCAAAGAAACAAAAUGUUCAUACUCAACGUAGCUCAUAUGUUCACUGUCAACUUAUUCUGUUUGUUUUUCUGACAGUAUCUGCAAUACAACACAAUAUAUCUACUCAUAGUAAGCAAGUAAGGGGUGAUAUUGAUUUUUAUGGUUUGGUUACAGUCAUAGAAAGAUUGUGGUUUAAUAUUGAGGAGUCAACAGUGAGUUCAACAUAAGGCAGGAAGUAUAUGUAUAUAUCUGGAAUUACAUUAAACCAAAACCACAUUUUUUCCUUAUUUCAACCAAAGUGCUCUUGUUGCCUAAUCCCAACCACACACUGGACUCAGGAUGCCAACCCCUUUCUCUGGAAUUAAAGUUUUUUUCUUGGGAAACGUAUUUGAUAAAACAAAUUAGUAGAACCGGUAUAGGUAUAUACGCAACUUCUAGAAGACAGAGUUGCCAAAAAUUUGCAUUUGGAAAGUACAGCACUGCGCUGUUUUCAAAGGUGCUGUAAUUGGGGAAAUUGCCCAUAAACACAAAACAUCUGAACUUAAAAGCUUUUUAUGUCUUAAUCCGCCCACCCCACCCCCAUGACAUUUCAUUGUAUUUUCCAGCAUUUUCACUGUAAGAUAAUUGCUACCAUAAAGUAGCUGAUUAAAGUUAAUGUAUCAUUAAGUAUCAUUAUUUAGCAUCAGUAGCAGUGAUACAUGCCUGUGCACACGUCUUUCAUACCUCACUGGCUGACUCAGGUCUCUGACACUCAAGGACUUUAUCGAGGCACAGUUUUACCAGGCCACUGUCUAUCUGAUUUUAUCAGGUGUCUCUCUUUCUCUUUAAUCUGACUUUAAUAGCUCUGCUCACUGUUAAUUAGGUAUCCAUGUCCUUAUCGGAGCGACCAAAUUACUCUUUAUCAGGUCUCUGCCUCUCCUUUCCUCCUCUCCUGAAUGUUUUUUAAGUAAUCUGUCGGUCUUCUCUUUCUGCUUCUUCAGCAUGUCUCCCUCAUUCAAUGUAUCCUCUCCUACUAGUUCCUUUAUGCACUCCUUGAUGGAUGUUUUUCACCCUGGAUAUGAGUGAACACAGCUUACCACCCCUCAAAAACACAGUCUACCUCUGUUCAGACUGGACACAACUUUAUCCUUCAUCUGAUUAGGUUUGACCUGUAUGAGGUGGUCACUAUUACUGGUGAUGUAAAGGGAGCUGGGACAGACGCUAAUGUGUUUGUCACCCUUUUUGGAGACUUUGGCAUCACGCCCAAGGUUCACCUGGCAAGCAACACAGAAAAGAGAGGCAAAUGAAAGAAGACCACGAUGUCAUUUCUGUGGAUGAUCAAAUGACUCUCAGGGGAGCUUAUCAGCAGUUGGCUCCCUUUAUCUCUGCACACAUUGAUUGAUAGGGUUACCUGUGCAGUAUAUAGGAUGUACCAACGUAUUGUAAGCCACACUGGACCAUGUCACCCACACCUGGCGGUGGUCUCAUUCAUCCACUUUAGACAACAUCAACAUGCCAUGUAUUCAGUAUCGCCAUGCUGUGUGGCCAUAGUGUUGCUCAGCAGGUGAAAUAGCAUACAGUACAUGGAUGUUGAUGAGUCACUUGAUGAGUCAUAUAAUAAACUAUUGCAAAGUAAGGAGUUUCACCUUACUCCAAUAUAUAUUAGGUCCUGCCUGUAUUGUGUAAUGAUCGAUAAAAACUUUAUAACAUGAUACAGGUAAGGGAGUUUUUUUUUUUUUAUGUCUCCAAGCAUAUUUGCCCCGAUUGAACAAUCGCAGCAGAUUAAAAAUGCAACUCGUUGGAAAUUCAUUGUGAUUAUAACAAAUUCAAAUUGCAUGAAUUCCAAAGUUUGCAUUGGCUUUGCUUUUGCACAUAAUCAAUGUCUCCCCAUCAUUGUCUUACAGGUGAUUUUACAUGGAAACAGAGAACGAGUUUUUUGACAGUAUAUGACACCGUGCACUUUAAUUAUUCGAGCCCUGGCAUUGUCUGUGGGUUGAAUAUCACAGGGAGAUGAGCACAGAUGGAGAUGUGGGUCAGAGACAAAGGCAGGUAUUCUCUGUUAAUGGAAAAGAGGGUGUCUGAUUCACCGUGGUUGGCAGAGGGGGUCCGCUGUGCACACAGGCUGAGCUCGGCUCUGUGAGGGGUAAAGGUACAUGAGGAGGAGGGAGCGUUGAAGUGGCCAAGCCUCAGGAGAGUUUCAGAUUAUACAACUGCCACGAGACCACCAGUGUUCCCUAAGGCGAAUCAGUCAGGAGAUGUAAUUUAUGUUCCAGAGUUCAGUUCUGUCUGUCUGGACUGUUUCUUCAUCUCCUAUAAUCUCUGUGACUCAAAUAGAGCAUCUCUCUCUUUCUCUGUCACACACACACACACACACACACACACACACACACACACACACACACACACACACACACACACACAAAGUUAUCUUUCUCCCAAAUUCUGACGUUUUCCAUGUUUCCUCAAUUAACAGAAGCCGAACUGCAUUUGAGAAGAACAAGACGGAUGUUUUCCGUAUCAAAACACACAACGUUGGGCCUCUGAAGAAGCUGAGGAUUGAGCACGACAACACGGGGAUGAACGCCAGCUGGUUCUUGGACAGGGUGAUGGUGACCGACAUGAACCGGCCCCAUCUGCGCUUCUAUUUCGCCUGCAACAACUGGCUGAGUCGGGAGGAGGCUGACAACCUGUUUGUCAGGGACCUGCUGGGCAGCAUGAACCCCAUGGACGUCCCAAAAUUAAAUAAAUACAUAGUAAGUGUGUUCACUGCUGACAUGAAGGGAAGUGGAACUGAUGCUGAUGUCUUCCUAAACAUCUUUGGAGAGAAUGGUGACACAGGAGAGAGACGACUGGACAGUGACAAAGACAACUUUGAACGCGGGUCAGAGGACAAGUUUACGAUAGAGGCGCCAAACCUGGGAAAGCUGAGGAAAAUCACCAUUGGCCACAACAACAGAGGAUCAUCAGCUGGAUGGUUUCUAGAUAAGGUAGUGAUUGAUGACAUGGGGAAUAAAGAGUUGUAUGAGUUUCCAGUUAAUCGCUGGUUUGCCAUGGAUGAAUGCGAUGGCAAAAUACAGAGAGAUGUGUUGGUUGGAUCCGUGCAACCAAUGGCAAUCGUAUACAAUGUACAAGUGAUGACUGGAGAUGUGAGGGGUGCGGGCACCAACUCGAAGAUCCACAUGGUCAUGCACGGCUCCAAGGGCUUAAAGAACAGCGGCAAAGUCUUCCUGGAGGGUGGUGCCUUCGAGCGUGGUCUCAUUGACAUUUUCAACGUGGAGAUUUGUGAACUGAUCAGCCCACUCAGCAGGGUCACCAUUGGGCACGACAACGGGGCUGUUGGUGCUGGAUGGUACUGUGAAAAGGUGGUAAUAUAUUGUCCGUUCACGGGCAUUGAGCAGACAUUUCCGUGCGGCAAGUGGCUGGACGAGGACGAGGGGGACGGACUGAUUGAGAGGGAGCUGUACGAGAUGGUCUCUCUCAGGCAGAAAAAACAGAAGAAGUACCCAUGGUCCCUGUGGAUUUGGACAUCGGAUGUAAAGGGGGCAGGGACAGAUGCCCAGGUGUUUCUGCAGAUCUAUGGAGAAAAGGGCAAGUCUGAUGAGAUCAAACUGGAAAACAACUCAGACAGUUUUGAACAGGGCCAGCUUGAUAAAUUCAUGAUUGAAAUGCCAGACAUUGGAAGGCUGCUGAAAGUGCGCAUCUGGCAUGAGAAGAGAUCUCCAUUCGCUGGCUGGCAUUUAGCGAAGGUCACUUUGCUCAAAACCCUGACAAUGGAGAAAUAUUCUUUUGAAUGUGGCCGUUGGCUGGACAUCAAUGAAGACGACAAUGAGAUCGUCAGAGAGCUUCAAGCUACCGGAGCACUCAUCACUGAGCCGCUGCCUUUGAUAAAGUAUCGAGUCACCAUCUGCACUGGCAACGUCAGUGGCAGUGGCACCGAUGCCAGCGUCUUCCUCAAUAUUAUCGGUGACCUGGGUGACACAGGGGAGCGACUCAUGUUUAUGAGCAAAAACAAUGUCAACAAAUUUGAAAAGGGCAAUCACGAUGAGUUUCUCAUUGAGUCCGUGUCCUUGGGCCGGGUGCGCAGAGUGCGUGUUGGUCAUGAUGGCCGCGGUGGAGGCUGCGGUUGGUUCCUUGAUAAGGUGAUGGUCAGAGAAGAGGGCCAGCCAGAGAGUUUGGCCAUUGAGUUCCCAUGUUUCAGAUGGUUGGACCGUAAUGAAGAUGAUGGACAGAUUGUCCGCGAGUUAGUCCCAGCUGGAGAUGGCCUGCGUCUCUUUAAUGUCAGCUACCACUUUGCAAUCAAGACAGGCAGUGUAAAUGGGGCCAGCUCAGACUCCAGGGUGUUUGUCAAGCUGUAUGGGGAGAAGGGUGAUACUAACAAGACGAUACUGGCAGUUUCCGACAACGACCUCAGGAACUACUACGAGACGGGACAAACUGACAUCUUUACAAUCGAAACCUUUGACAUCGGAAAGAUCAACCGUCUCCUGAUUGGUCACACUAAUGAGGGCUUGCGGGCUGGCUGGUUUCUGGACAGUGUGCAGAUCUCUGUGCCAGUUCAUGGGAUGCAGUACAUGUUCCCAAGCCACCGCUGGCUCUGCAAAGACGAGGCUGACGGGAAAGUGGAGGUUGAGAUCUAUCCCAGUGAGAUCUUGGACAUCGAACAAUUGAUCAACUAUGAAGUAACAGUGGUCACAGGGGAUGUGCGUGCAGGUGGUACCAAUGCCAAUGUCUUCUGUCAGAUCUACGGAGAUGAAGGAAAAACUGAAGUUCUCGCUCUCAAGAGUCGCUCCAACAAUUUUGAACGUGGCACCACUGAGAUUUUCAGGAUUGAGGCUCAGGAUGUCGGUAAGAUCUACAAGAUAUGUCUCUACCAUGACGGGAAGGGUAUCGGAGAUGGCUGGUUCCUGGAGACGGUGGACAUAAAGCGGCUGACAAUGGCUAUGGUGCUGGUUGAGGUGAAGAAGGAGGAAACCAAGAAAGAAAAGAAGAAGGACAAGAAAAAGAAGAAGAAAGAAGAGGAGGAGGAGGUAGAGAUGGUUGAGGAGCUGCAGGAAGUGGUGGAGGCAUUUACUUUCCCCUGUAACCGAUGGCUGGCCAGGGAUGAGGAGGAUGGGGAGAUUGUGGUUGAGCUGCUGACUGAGGACAGUGAAGACCUGGAGAUGAACUCAUAUGAAGUUCAUGUGUUCACUGGGACAAUGUGGGGGGCGGGGACUGAUGCCAAUGUUUACAUAAACAUCUAUGGAGAGAUUGGCGACACUGGGGAGCGACGGCUCAGGAAGGCAAACAACCUGAACAAAUUUGAGAAAGGCCAGGAAGACAUUUUCAACAUCACAGCGGUCGACUUAGGGAUCCUGAAGAAGCUGAGGAUCCGACAUGACAACAGUCAGGCCAGUGCCGGCUGGUUUCUGGACAGAGUGGAAAUUGUAGACAACAAAGAUGACACCACGUACUUUUUCCCUUGUAAACGCUGGCUGGCUACUGAUGAGGAUGAUGGACAGCUUGCCAGGGAGCUCGUUCCUGUGGACGAAGCCUUUAUGAAGAGAGGGGAUGAUGAUGAUGAGGAAGACUCUGAAGCCACACUUGGUCUGGAACAGAAAGCCAUGUCAACAACAUACACAGUGAGGAUAAAAACUGGUGACAAAAAGUAUGCAGGAACUGAUGCUAAUGUCUUUAUCAUCCUGUACGGCACCAAGGAUGACACAGGGAUAAUUAACCUGAAGGCUUCAAAGACUCAUAGGAAUAAGUUUGAGCGGGGUAUGAUCGACGAGUUUAUUGUGGAAGCGGUGGACAUUGGACCACUGAAGAAGCUGCGUGUUGGACAUGACAACUGUGGCAGAGGAUCAGCAGGCUGGUUCCUUGACUGGGUGGAGAUUGAUGCCCCGUCUCUUGGACAGAAACUGCGCUUCCCCUGCGGCCGUUGGUUGGAUAAAGGGGAGGAUGACGGGGCCAUCGUCAGGGACAUUUUCCCAAAUCCUCUUCAGACGGAACUUUACACACCAUUUGUUCCUUAUGAAAUUAAAAUCUUCACGAGUGACUUGUUUGGAGCCGGCACAGAUGCAGAUGUCUUCAUUGUCCUGUACGGGCGAAACGCAGUGUGCACCCAGCAGAAGUCUCUGUGUGUCAACAAGAGGGAGAGGAUAAUGUACUUUGAGAGAGGAGCUGAGGACAUGUUUAUUGUUGAGCUUGAAGAUGUGGGGGAUUUAAUUGAAAAGAUCCGGAUUGGCCAUGACAACCGUGGGGUCAACCCAGGCUGGCAUCUGGACAGAGUGGAGAUCAGACGUCUGCUCAGGAAGGGAAAGGGUUCAGAGACUAUCAUAUUCCCAUGUGAGCGCUGGCUCGCCAAGUCGGAGGAUGAUGGUGAAACAGUGAGAGAGCUGGUGCCCUCUGACAUCAUCACUGAGAAACUUUCACGAGACGGAAGCCUGAAAGUCACCGAAGUCGAGGUGGAAGAUGCCCUGGAGACUCACACAUACAACGUGUCAGUGAUGACAGGUGAUGUGAAUGGAGGCGGCACCGAUGCCAACGUCUUUCUCACGAUUUACGGGGAGCUUGGGGACACCGGGGAGAGGAAACUCAGCAAGUCGGAGACAAACAGCAACAAGUUUGAACGGGGAUCUGUGGAUAAAUUCACUAUUGAGGCCGUUGACCUCGGACAGGUUUUCAAGAUAAAAAUUAGGCAUGAUAACAGUAUGAUGUGUUCGGACUGGUACUUGGACCAGGUAGAGGUAGUUGACGGGGAUACGGAAGAGGUCUUUCUCUUUUUAUGUGAACGUUGGCUGUCCAGGAAGAGGGAGGACCGACGCACUGAGAGAGUCUUCUAUGUUAAGGGUUAUGAAGGAGUCAGAGAGAGCCUAAACAAUAAAAAGAAGAACUCAGCCCCAACAGUAAAGAGUGUCGACAGUAACAUGAACAAAAAGAGCAAAAAGAAGAAGGAGGAAGAAGAAAUUCAGCUCCCGAUCAUACCAUACCACAUCACCAUCUGUACUGGACUGGAGCGGGAUGCGAGCACCACCAGCAGGGCUUAUGUGAUCAUUAUCGGGGGCAAUCACACCCAGACAGAGAGGCUGUGGCUGGACCUGCCGGACGAGAGGAAGGGCUUUGAGGCCGGCUCUCUGGAGAGCUUUCAGUCCCACGGUUCAGAUGUGGGGGAGAUCAAAAAGGUUGAGCUCGGUCAUGAUGGGGCCACUCCGGAGAGCUGCUGGCUGGUUGAUGAGCUGUCUGUUGCUGUGCCAACCAAAGGGGUCAAAUAUAUCUUUGCUUGCAAGUGCUGGCUGGCCAAAGAUCGGGGAGAUGGUUUGACUGCUAGAGUAUUCAACGUGCUGGAUGCAGAGGCCAUUUCUAUCUCCCAACAGAUUAUUUACGAGGUGACUGUAGUAACGGGAGACGUGCAGAACGCAGGAACAGACACCCUGAUCUUCAUGUCUGUGUUUGGAGCCAAUGGCAGCACAGAGGAGAUGCUGCUGCAGAAGAAUGAGGACAGGUUUGAGCGCGGUCAGGAGGAUACUUUCAACAUGGAGAUUGAUGACAUUGCUCCACUGAAGAAAAUGAGGCUUCGCAUUGAUGGCUCCGGGAGCCGACCUGACUGGUUUCUGGAAAAGGUGAUCAUGCGUAACCUGACCACAGAGGAGGUGUCUUUGUUCACAUAUGAGGAGUGGCUUUCCAGGACCCGUGGACCCAAGAGAACCAUGAUCUGCGAGAUGGCUGCUGUGGUGAACGAGGAGAUGAUGGUGGAGCCCACCACCUAUAUAGUCCAGGUCAAGACCAGUGAUAAUGCAGGGGCAGGCACUGAUGCCAACGUGUGGAUCAUAAUUUUCGGAGAGAAUGGAGACACAGGGACGCUGGCAUUAAAAGAGUGCAACAAGUCCAACAAGUUUGAGCGCAAGCAGGUGGACACAUUUCGCUUCUUGGAUAUCCUCAGCAUGGGAGAGCUCUCCAAAGUGCGAGUCUGGCACGACAACUCAGGUCCUGCUCCAGGAUGGCACUUGGAUUAUAUCGAUGUGAAGGAUGAGAUCAUGGACAAAACAUUUCGUUUCCCCUGUGACCGCUGGCUUGCCAAGAAUGACGAUGAUGGACAGAUCAUGAGAGAACUGGCAUGCGCCAACAACGACUACUUGGACCUCAACGAGAAGACAAAGUACGAAAUCUGCAUCACAACUGGAGAUCCUGAAACCAAAGAAAAUGCCUGGAUUGUACUUGAGGGGAGGAAGGGCCGAUCCAAAGAAUUUGUAAUGGAGAACUCCUCAAAGAAGAAGAGGUUCUUGCGGGGCAAUGUUGACAGGUUUGAGUUUUCGUCCAAGAACCUGGGGGACAUCGCUGGUAUCUGCCUGGGCCACACACCCAAGGAUGGAAAGAAAGUAAAGGGGGAGGUUAACUGGCAUGUGCAGGAAGUCGCCGUCACUGAAAGGGAACUGGGAAACAAGUACAUCUUCAGUUGCAAUGCCCUCGUCCCUCUCUCUCCAAAGAGGGAUGAGUUCUUGACCUUUGAGUGCACAAAGGCCAUCGAGAGCUUCGCCAGUAAAGCUCGAAGCCUGGUGCCCGUCAAGUACGAGAUUAUUGUCAUCACGGGUGAUGAAAAGGGAGCGGGUACAGACGCCAAUGUUUUCAUCACUAUCUACGGCUCCAAUGGAGAUUCGGGCAGCCGGCAACUGCGGCAGAAGUUUCGUAACCUUUUCGAGCGCGGGCGGACGGACCGUUUCCUGCUGGAAAUGCUGGACAUGGGAGAGCUGCAGAAAGUUCGGGUGGAGCACGACAACUCUGGUCUGAGCCCCGGCUGGCUGCUGGAUCGCGUGGAAGUCACCAACACAGCCAAUGGUGUCACCACCAUCUUCCUCUGUGGGAAGUGGCUAGACACCAAGAGGGCUGACGGGCAGAUCGCCAGGGUCUUCUACCCAAAAUACUAGAAAUACUAUUUAUUUAUUUAUCUAUACAAACUCCCAUUGCAGAGAGAUCCCCUCUCAUGUUUAAAAGUAAUGACCAAAGAGAUUCUGCUCUGGCAAGUUUUAUAUCUCAGGAACUGAGGCAGAUUUUUACAUUCUCAGUUUUUUAUUAUAUUUAUUAUUAUAUCAUAUUUAGAUAUUUAAUACUACAGCAAUAUAGCCUGCAAUGAAAUAUUGUGACAAUACCCUCUUAGGGUAGGAAACUGAAUGUGCCAUUCUUUUUAGGUUUCAUAUGUCAGGGAUGGUUUGUUUAGUUGUUUUGUUAUAAUUUAGGUUUUAUAAAAUAUUAAACUCUUUUGCAAUACUCAA